CGCCGAUCUCGAAAUCGCUGGAGGAACGAAAAGCAGAACGAACUUGGAUUGAGCUUCUUCUUCUUCUCUACCUCUGAAAUUAGGAUUUUUGGAAGCUGCUAUGUUUAAUGGAAUUGCGUGAACCCUAGAAGAUAUUGGGUGUCUAGAUAUAUAUUGUUAUGGCGGCGAAUAAUAACCCCCCAGUGAAGAAUGUGGGAGGUGUUCAACCAGUUUUUGGUAAUUCAGGGGCAGUAAUGCCUCAAACUAUGCCGGUGAACCACCACCAAGCACCACCCCAUCUUCUCUCUCAGUCACAACAUCAAACACAAGGUGGGUCUCAGUUUCCUGGUCAUUUUCAGUUGUCCGAGCCGCAAACUCAAUCAUUGGCUCAGGCACAGUAUGCCCAGGCUCAUGCCCAGGUUCAACAUGCUCAGGCUCAGGCUCAACAAGCUCAUGCCCGCUUCAAAGCUCAAUUACAAGCCCAAGCUCAAGCUCAGGCUCAGGCUCAACCGCAGACUCAGUCAUUUACCCAAUUGCAAAAUACUGGCAGUAGUAAUGUUGGUGUAUCUUCACCCUCUAUUACAACGCCUGGCAUGGGAAGUGCCAAACGGGCUCCUCAUAAACCACCCUCUAGGCCUCCCGGUUCUUCUCCUGCCACUGCUUCACCAUUGAAAACUAUGGAAUUAACACCUGCUGCUCGUAGAAGGAAGCGAAAGCUUCCUGAGAAUAAAAUUCCGGAUAAAGUAGCUGCAGUUUUACCCGAGUCAGCUCUCUAUACUCAGCUGCUUGAAUUUGAGGUUCGUGUGGAUGCUGCUCUUGCAAGAAAGAAGAUUGACAUACAGGAAUCCCUUAAGAACCCACCGCGAGUCCAGAAAACCCUUCGUAUUUAUGUUUUCAACACAUAUGCAAACCAGACUGGGACGAUCUCUGAUAAUAAGAAUGCAGAGUCCCCUUCUUGGUCACUCAAGAUAAUUGGAAAGAUCUUGGAGAAUGGUACAGAUCCUGAUGUGGCUGGAAUGGUAGAGAGGCCUAACACUUCCUACCCAAAAUUAUCAGCUUUUUUCAAGAAAAUCACCAUAUACUUGGACCAGAGCCUCUAUUCAGAGAACCAUGUAAUUUUAUGGGAGAGUUCUCGCUCACCUGCCCUGCACGAGGGUUUUGAGGUGAGGAGAAAAGGAGACAAAGAAUUCACAGCAAUUAUUAGAAUAGAAAUGAAUUAUGUGCCUGAGAAAUUUAAACUCUCAGCGGCUCUGGCAGAAGUUUUUGGAAUUGAGGUAGAGACUCGCCCAAGAAUUUUAGCUGCCCUCUGGCAUUAUGUGAAAGCCAAGAAACUACAAAUUCCUAGUGACCCUUCUUUCUUUAUGUGUGAUCCACCUCUCCGGAAAGUAUUUGGGGAAGAGAAGGUGAAAUUUGCAAUGGUUUCACAGAAGAUAUCACAGCAUUUGACUCCUCCACAACCUAUACAUAUUGAGCACAGGAUCAAGCUUUCGGGGAAUUGUCCAGCUGGAAAUACUUGUUAUGAUGUGCUGGUUGAUGUCCCUUUUUCAUCAGAAAAGGAAAUGUCAGCUUUCUUGGCAAGUUUAGAGAAGCACAAGGAGAUUGAUGUUUGUGAUCAAGCUAUUUCUGCUGCUAUAAAGAAGAUCCAUGAACAUCGUCGGAGGCGGGCUUUCUUUUUAGGAUUCAGUCAGUCUCCAGCUGAAUUUAUCAAUACUUUGAUUACUUCUCAGAGUAUUGAUCUAAAGGCUAUUGCUAGAGAUGGCACUCGUAAUCCAGAGAAAGAGCACCUUUCUGAAUUCUACAAUCAACCAUGGCUUGAAGAUGCUGUUAUCCGUUACCUGAACCGCAAGCCUGCAGCUGGAAGUGACGUUCCUGGAAGCACGUAGUACGGGAAUUGUUGUCAUUUUAUUAGGAAACUUCCUCAGCGAAAAUUAACGUGUAUGGUUGUUUAAAGGAGAUAUGGGACGCCGCCCCUUGUGGCUAUUUUAGGACCUGCAACAGAAGCUUACACUGGCCUGCAUUGGCACUCCCAUGGGCUACUGGGCUUUUGUUUCUAUUGGAUUAGCCCCUCCUUUUAGACCGCCAAAGUUGAGCCAUGAUCUGCUUUUGGACCCACUCAUGGGACUUUGCUCCAUGUAUCUGCCUUGCCAUACGACGAUGGACUACAGCAACGUCUUAGUGCCCACAAAACUAUCUCUCUCUCUCUCUAAAAUUAUGCUUACUAAAUUUGUGUAUUAAAUC
This is a messenger RNA of Ilex paraguariensis (yerba mate), 2217 nucleotides long. The record is from the annotation of a GenBank genome assembly. Lineage: Eukaryota; Viridiplantae; Streptophyta; Magnoliopsida; Aquifoliales; Aquifoliaceae.